Molecule: messenger RNA, 318 nt
Organism: Caenorhabditis remanei
Lineage: Eukaryota; Metazoa; Nematoda; Chromadorea; Rhabditida; Rhabditidae
Exons: 3
Coding region: 1-318 (105 amino acids)
Source: RefSeq, a predicted model, not a curated record
AUGCUUGUCGUGUUUUUACCGUUUUAUGUGUUCACGACAUAUUGUAUUUUGAAGAAAACGCCGAGGACUAUGGACUCGGUGAAGUUUGUUUUGUUGAAUGCACAUUGUUGGGCUUGCUACAUUGACAUUCUAGUCUGCUCCCUCAUCACUCCUUACUUUUUCUUCCCAACAAUUUCCGGCUUCCCCGUUGGCCUCCUCCGGGUGUUCGGAGUUCCCACAUCAGCCCAAGUGUUUAUUGGAUUGACCUCAAGCAUGUGUGAUCAUGGGUACCUCACUUGUGGCAUUAUUCGAGAAUCGGAGCAGUUGUAUUCCAAGUAA